Messenger RNA from Nematostella vectensis (starlet sea anemone), 4228 nucleotides. Its product is annotated as protein sidekick. The record is from RefSeq and is a predicted model, not a curated record. Gene Ontology annotation, molecular function: protein binding. Lineage: Eukaryota; Metazoa; Cnidaria; Anthozoa; Actiniaria; Edwardsiidae. The transcript is spliced from 12 exons. Gene Ontology annotation, biological process: cell-cell adhesion. Bases 1197 to 3416 code for a protein of 739 amino acids.
AAAAGCAUAAGAUCAUUAGCCUACUUGCUCUCGUGUAAGGGUUAGCGUUUUGAAAAGUUAAUUCGGCGUGCACGCCAAUUAUAAAGCUUGGUAUACACUCAAAGCGUUAAAAACAAUAGACGACCUGUGAGCGAACAUUUCUUAAUUUGUUUUCGAGUUUGAGAAAUUCGCACACUCCAUGAUAAUACAAUUUUAUAGGGAAGCAUAAACGGUUACAGCAGGGAAAAGAUGCGUUUGUUUGACUUGUUUCGAUGGUCGGUAUUUGAAAAUACCUGCUUCAAUGGUUGUUUUCGCGAUAGUUCUUUAAAUUAUAUGACAAACAGCUUGUUAUUUGCAUGUCUAAUUUCUGUAUAAUGCACCUGUAAUCGAGGUGUCUGUCCUGUAUAGGUGUCUGUCUUGUGCUAGGUGUCGAUUGGACGCUUCCUAGCGCAUGUGUGUUGUAUUCAUUUCAAAGCAAGCUUAAUUUAUUCUGGUAGACCUUUUUUAUUAUGUCAAACAAACGAGCAACAAUAUUGAAAACUUUAAAGACUCAAAAUAACUAGGGUAGAUCAUUUUCACUAUAAUUAUGAAUUAUUUUAAGCAACAAACUUGUUUUUCUUUAAUGCGCGAUUGCGUUUUGAAGGCUGUUCAAUAUACAUUGUCCAAUUUUCAAAGGUUUUGCUGACAGCGCAAACCUGGGUACAACAAAAUAAAUUAGCAUUUCAAUAACAAACAUUUUGGGUACUGCAUUAUUACCCUUCAUAUGAACGCAGGCUACUUUUUUCGGAAAAAAACUUGAACAUUUGCCUCUAGCAUCGCCGAACCACAAAAGGACACUCAGACUACCACAGCCACAAAGGCAAGAAACCAAAUCCUUACUGGUAAAAAAUAUAUUAUAAAAAAACGACUUCAGAAUAGUGGACUUUGGAUCAACAAAAACACAGCCAUAAUCCUGAUAUUUUGACAUAGAAAAGGUCCCAUUAAGGGAGCAAGGUCAAAAAGAGUUAACAUUUUCUUCGAAUUGGUAAAGUACUGGAUUGACAAAGGUCAAUUUGAUGUUGGCUAAAACAGAGCAAUAACAAGGGACGUCAUUUACAAGGCUUGACCAAUAAAGAUUGUGCUCUUCGCGUGAAACGCAGUUUGAAAUUGGACCUCACGCAGGCGAUGAACAGACCUUCACGUAACAUCGUCUUCCAAUAACAGAACAUGAAAACAAUAUGGCAGCGGAGAAGUCGAUAUUCCUGGAUUCCUUACGGUGGCAGCGUUUUACUUUACUGGUUCUAGUCUGUUUGGCAGUUUUCCGUGUAACGCCAUCUUCUACAGAAACAGAGCUGAAGUUCACUAAAACUCCACCGCGAAUCCUCUACGUUUCCAAUGGCAGCGCAGCUAAACUAGACUGGGAGUACUAUCUCAAGUCCAGCUCCAAACGCUACGAAAUAGAAAUAACAUGGAGUCUUUACAACCCGGACGAGAGCAACAUGCCGAUCGCGUUCCAAUACCACGCCCCUUGGGACAGCUUCCUUAAGGUGUAUAACACAAGAUAUCAACCCCGCCUGAGCGCGGAGAAUAACGGAUUUAACACGACCUUAGUGGUUGGGAACAUGAGUAGAGAAGAUGAAGGGGUGUUCGGGUGCCAAGUGUUGGUGAGGGAGGAUUCAUACAUCAGUAAAUACGUCAGGAGCACAAUACAAGUUGUCGUGACAGACCGUCCCGAGUUCGUGGCUGUACCGUCCCGCGUGUACACGAUACCCGAGGGCCAGGAUUUAAAUGUCCCGUGCUCCGCGCGAGGAUCCCCAAACCCGAAUAUCACGUGGUUAUGGUGGACUGGAGGCAAAUCUGUCGUCGUGGCCAGCGGUGUUGGUAUCGCGAUUCUAAGCAUGCGCGGUGUGCACAGGGAUCAGGGUGGAGUGUAUGAGUGCCAAGCAAGCAAUAAUCCAAACGAACAAUCGCUGGUCCUACAGACUAGAAUUCGCGUGCAAUAUAUUCUCUUCCCGCCACAAAACACUACAGUGCAAGCAGGGGAGGAAAUAAGCCUGCAAUGCAUCCUGGGUCCCAACGAGAGCUCGCUGAUCACUUGGCACAGACCUACAGGCGCAGGGAGAAUCCGCUCCAACGGCUGUAGCUAUGGCAACCAGAUCCUUCUUAUCCCUGAAGCGAAAGAAUCCGACUCGGGAGUUUAUAUGUGUACGGCCACCAAAGUGCAUGACGGGAAACUUAUGACGGUGUCCGCCAGUGCACACGUCAUUGUGAAAGGACCUCCAAAUUCGCCACUGGUGCGCCAAUUCCCGUCAAAUACGUCGGUCACGCUUCGAUGGCAAAUGCAUUACAGCCAGCACAGCCCUGUCACGCAAUACACUAUAUAUCGACGCGUAAUGCGUGACUGUGACGUCACGUUACCAUGGGCUCAGGUGGCCAACGUGACUACUGCCCUAGAGUACGAGGUCUUGGGUCUAAAGCCCGGAGUGACGUAUCAAUUUAUUGUGACGUCAUGGAAUGAGUUUGGGGAGAGCGAGAAGAAGGAUUCCCAAGCCUUGGGAGUCAGAUUGGGCAUCGCACGGGAUAAUGUCACGGGAGACAACGUUUCUUUAUAUCCGACUUCACCCAGAGUAUGGCAAGCGAGACUAUCAAGUGACCAAUCAACAAUUACUAUUAUGUGGGCAGCUGUUACAAACUUACACAGCCCUAUAACAAUGUACACUCUCUAUCGCCGCGUCCUCACUUCCGGUGACAUCACGUCGUCUUGGAGACAACUUGUUAACAUAACCGUGCCUGCUGACCUGGAGUACAACUUUACCGACGUUGAACCGGAAGUGACGUAUCAGUUUGUUGUGACGUCAUGGAAUAGGUUCGGCGAGAGUGAGAUUGACGAGUCGAAGAUUCUAGAAAUCAGGAUCGUAGCAAAUAUAUCAAGACCUGGAAAUAAAGAAAACAAUCAUUUUGAUCAUGAGGACAAAGUUCCCGUGACACCAGUAAAACAAGAUUGCCACACGUUCCUUGUCGUGACCGCGGUUUCCGUGCUGGCUAACAUGGUCCUUCUAGUCGUGCUAGUUGUCUUCAUUUUUCGAAUAAAUAAGCUGGCGGUUAAUAUCAAAGCAAGUCAAAGUGGAUUGAAAGGGCCAUCUUUCCCAAGCAACCCAAACAACUACACACCCGUGCAGUCCCACCAGACAAGACAAACUUCACGAGAUGAUCACUACACCUUACAAGAAGAGCAUUCGUUCCGUGAGCCCUUGCCGUCACUCCCUAUAGACGUUGAGGAAGUGCCGUUGACCAAGAUUGAGCCGCGGCAAGCGUCCGCCAUUAAGCGCAAGCGCGGUUCCAUGAGCUCCCUGAGCUCGGCGGGCUCGUCACAGUGCUCUCUAAACGAACAGAGUCCUCUUACGUCAGACAGGGAGAUAUAUGAACCAAUGAGAACUACAAAUGAAGAACCUGUUUGACAGGUUUAUGGUCAAGUUGCAUCAAAUGAUGGGUGACCUGUUUGACAGGUUUAUACCAAGUUCAUCAAAUGUUGAGUGACCUGUUUGACAGGUUUAUACCAAGUCGAUUAAGUGCCCGAACAUGUAUCCUACGGGAUAUGAGUUAUACGGGUAAAGUUGUCAUCGAUGCUGUGCCCUUAAAGGCUUAAGACGAGUAGUGUUUGUUGUCAAAAACGUGUGCGUCUGAGGAACAAAGCUUUGGAGACUUUGAUACAUAGCACACAUCUUUAAAGCACCACCCCCCACCCCCCCUGUUGGCCGCCAAAAGGCAGUUCUUUCUGUCACGAGAGUUGAAGAAGCGGAGUGACGAUGGCGGUGCGAACCUUACGUAUGACUGCACACUCCCUCAGCAGAUUCUGGGUACGUACGCGCACGACCAAUCAUCGGCCGCGUGCGCACAUGGCUUAUACAUUCGAGAGUUUGGUUCUCACAUCGACGGUGGAGACAGCAAAAUAUAACAAGUUUUUAUAGUCUUAUGCAAUUGGUAAUAUGAAGAAUAUGGGAUUACUCAAUAAAGAAUAUGAGAUGCCCCCUUAUAAACAUAGAUAAUAUAUUACAGUUUUAGUACAGGAACAAUGACAUAUUUAUUAAUUACCGAUUGUAGUGCUAAUCUUACAGCAGAGUUUUUUUGUAUGAAAUUUUCUUUACAAGCAGACGCAAUUUCUUAUUGUAAAUUCUGAAUUUUGUUUAUUUUUGCAGUUGAACAAUAUAUAAUAAUGUGCCUGAAAUUCAUUGAAAGUUGUUGGCAUUAAAAGACAACUAGUUGGUAUAAA